Molecule: messenger RNA, 6823 nt
Organism: Cuculus canorus (common cuckoo)
Lineage: Eukaryota; Metazoa; Chordata; Aves; Cuculiformes; Cuculidae
Gene: CMTM3
Product: CKLF like MARVEL transmembrane domain containing 3
Exons: 5
Coding region: 80-583 (167 amino acids)
Cellular component (GO): membrane
Source: RefSeq, a predicted model, not a curated record
UUUUCCGCAGUGUCACGAUUUCCGCUUCCCUCCUUCAGAGAGAGAGAGGAAAACCACCCGCACGGCGGAGCGAGCGGCGAUGGAGGAUCCCGGGGCCGCCGGCGGGGCCGCGGCGCUGCGCUCGCUGCUGCCGCCCCGGGAGUUCCUGCGGUCCCGCAAGGGGCGGCUGCUGCCCGCGGAGGCGGUGCUGUCGUUCAUCAUCUUUAUCUGCUAUAUUGCAUCUCUAGCUGCCUCUUUCAUGAUGGCACCACUCCUAGAGUUUCUGCUGGCGCUGUUUCUUUUCUUUGCCUAUGCCUCCAAACUUAAUGAGAAGUUUAAAGGAGUCUACUGGCCUUUGACGGAUUUCUUGCGGUGCGUCACUGCUGCCAUUAUUUACUUUGCCAUUUCAAUUGCUGCUGUCUCAAAAUACACCGAUGGAGCAUCGAAAGCAGCAGGAGUGUUUGGAUUUAUAGCCACGAUAGUGUACGCCAUUGAUUUCUACAUAACCUUCAAUGACCUGGUGGCUUUCCUCAAGCAAGGCAGUUCCGAGGCCCCUGAACAGCGCAAGUCAGAAGAUGAAAACUCAGAUUCUGACUCGGACUGAAGGAUCGAACACCAACCAAACGUGAAGGCAAGAUGAUCAAGCACUUUCCCCUUUGCUGAACGCACUGCCAACUGAAGUAUCUCCUUAUUUCAGCAUCGGUAUCCUCUUUCCACCCCACUGUUUGUGGAAUCACCAAAGCUCUGAUAGGGCAGUGAUGUGGAAAAGGAGACUAUUCCCAAAGCCAUUAGACACUCCUUCAGAACUACAAAUUUUACAGUAGUUUAACCUGCCACAGACAUCAGUCUCCAAACAACGCAUCUCAGUUCGCUGUUGCCCCUCCAUUACUCAGCACCACAAUGUACAGAGAAAAUGGGAACGUAGUAUUUUAAACAUAUAAGUGGAGCUUUUAAUACGCUUUCUUAAUUCCAAAUCUUUUUAACAUUUAAUAGCUUUUAUACUUCUUUCUGUGCCAAAGAAGAGGCUCAGAAUGCCUCUACUUUAUUUGUAUUUUUCUUGAUUAACUAACAGUAUUUCUUUAUUUGAAGUGUGAGUAUCCCACUAUCUCAGGCACUGAAGGCGUAGAUCACAGUCAACACGUUGGUUUCAAUAUCUAUCUACUACCUGUCUGUGACAAGAGAAAGUGGCAACUGGAAAUCUGCAGCAAGAACAAACCUCAAUGCAGAAUACAGUCGAGCCGCAGGGUAGGCAGCUCAUCAAAUAUUGAGUAUCACUUUUUUAAGCUGCUUGAAUGGGGUCACAUCCCAUUUUCUGCAAUUUCACUGGAUACGAGGUAUAGCAGAUGAGGCAUUGUCUUACCAGCCCCUUCCUACCCUUCGCCUGGAAGCCUUCAUGCGUGUUUGCACGUAUGCGUAAGGGAGGUUUGCCAAACACCAUCCAACAGCAUCUGCCUAUCGAAGCCCACAGGUAUUUGUGUGCGAGAUAGCACUGAUCUCACGCUCUGGGUUGCGAACACCGGUCCUCCCCUGAGCAGCACCGCUGGGCUUCGUCCCCUGGGUUUGCAAAACAGGCGCUGUUUUCUGUAAUACUCAGGAUAUCUGGGCCCCAGGAGGGCAAUACAUCCUUCCCACUGUGAAACGGCAACAACCCAGCCUCCAAACCAAAGAAUGUCUGCAGUGAAAUCCAUUUUCCCAACCCCCUUUUUUUGGUGAUGUUUGGUUUGGGUUGGGGUUUUUUUUAUCCCUGGAAGGACACAAUUUAUCUCAUGGUCCGAUAUUCCAGGGAAAAAGCUUUCUAACGUUACAAGAAGGUAUUUUCAUCAUUAGCACAACCUACCUUGAACUAUUUUGUGUCCACCUAUAAAUGCGUGCUGCUUGGCAAAGGCGUGGCACCCGCCUUGUGUGCGGCACCAGACAGGUCGACUUCAAAGAAACCUGUACACGUCUUUUAAAAAUUAAUAGUAACAGAACAGGUGGCCUUAACAAAAAGUAAUUAAAAUGAGAGUAGAUGGUACUAACAGAGUAAAUGAAAAACAGGGAUAAAACAAUAAAAGCAGAUUUCUUUUGGAACAAAAUCACUGCUUGGGUUCCAAUUCCCUGCUGGCAGCUGGCUGCUGACGGGCAGGAACACGGUACCUAACAGCGAGCAGGGGCUUGGGAAGGUGCUGGCCGUACGCAGAGCUGUCUGACAGGCAGCUCCUCACCUCCUGUUUCCAGACCACUGCAUAAAAGCAAAACAAAUGGUUGCUUCCAAAUGUGAACAAGUAAUCUUUGCUUUUAUGAGCAAAAGCUCUUUGAGCCUUUUCUGGUAUGAAAUACCACAUUUUUUUUCUUUUCUAUUGUCAUAUUUUACACUGUGAUGUCGCGGGACCUGGGCUCAUUUUUUAUAUCCGAUUGUUUUGUAUUUCUCUUUUUUUUUUAAUUAAAAACUGUACUGCAUGUCACAGCUGGAAACCAGAUCAUGGUAAUAUUUAGAAACCAUGCUGGAUUAAACCUCUUUUAAUGGAAGCGUUGGGUGUCUUUACUUAUUUUAAGGCCUGGACUUAUGUCCUUGCCUCAGACCAGCGAGAGUAGUGGUGUUUCAAGAAAUUCCAUUGGGGAGGACACUGUGUGCUGGGGAGGCGACAACCACGCAGAGCCAGCACCGGAGACCACUCACUCACGCUUACACAUCUGGGAAGGAGAAACUUCAUCUUCGGCACAUAAGCAUGAAAGGAUUUAACCAAGAAUUAGUUUUAGCGCAUUUAGUAGAUGCUGGGGAUUCUGUGCUCUUAAUUGCCAACCAAUAACCUCGUAAACAAUCACCCCUUUGGAUUUACCCUUCAUGGACAAGUUAUAACUUGAAACCUGCUCAGGUUUCUUGUUGAUUUUUUCACUGUGGAAUACUCCUAACAUCAACAGGAGAAGCAACCAAAAUUUCUCAUUAGUUGUUUCAGGACUACAUUAGCAGGUAUGCAACGAACUGCCUGCCCAGAGCAUUUCAUUGUUAGCACUCAAGUAUUUGAUGAUUACACUUACUUCUAAGCAGUUUGCUCCCAGGGUCAAGCACUCAUGUAAAAAUUCCAGCCUUUCAUUUAACAAGAGAUUCCCAUGAUUGAAAUAAAAUACACUUCUGCAUUUUAUCAAUAUCAUGUCAGGAAAGAGAAUUCAAUUAAAAAUUACUUUAAAGCCAAUCCUCACUGGGGCAGCCAGGGGAGCUGACUCAGUCUUUUGUUCCUCUCCUGGCAGCAAUACUGCACUAAGCUCAGAGCCAGGGCAGAGGAAAAGACUGGUUGGCUUUUUUGUUUGCUCGCUUGCUUGUUUUAACUCAAGUGACAAGAUCAAAAUAGUGGGAGCACUGGUUUCUCUGCAAUUCAGGAUUGGUGACACAAGCGUCCUGUUACACCUGCAGCACAGAGGCCUCACUGAAGUUCUUCUGUCACUGUACCAGCAGGGUCAUAAUCAAACGUCUCUUUUCCAUCACAACAUCAUUCUUGUUCCAAACAGGAGCCAUUUCCAAAACCCUUACGGGCUGAGUAUGUGAGUUCAUUACAGCCAGAGCCCAACCAUUCCUACUGGAAUUCCUGUGCUGUUUGAACAGCACUCAGCAGCAGGCAGACCUAAGGAGAUAUAAGAGUUUCCAACACCAAGUGUGGAACAAAUCUGAGUAGAAACGAUGCAAGAAGUCUUCUAGUAUUAACACUGCGAAUCAAAGUCACUAGCAGGAAGGCAAAACAAUCAGCUGCCAUCGCAGGCAAACAACUUCAUACAGCGCUCACACCCUUGGAAGGUCUCUCUCCCACCUUCUCCUGUCAAAAAGCUUUUAUACUUAUCUGUGGGAGAUUUGUUCAGCCUUGUGUGGCCAUCUUGGACAGGAAACCUUUCCAAGCAGCCGUUUUAGAUUCCCACUGAAAUCAAGAGGCUCGGCUGUCCUUUUAACACUUUGUCUAUUACUCCACUUAAUUUCGCUUUUCACCUGAUACAGCUCCAAGUCUUACAUUUCCAGCUGACAAAGCAAUUUCCAAGAUCCUAAAGGAAAAGCAGUGCAUCUCAGCCUAUGUGGUGUUUGAGAAGAACAGCAUGCUGGAAAGCAGAAGACAACUUAAUGCUCUGCAUAGCAGGCAGAUGUUUUUCAUUCAUUAUGCUUCUGUUAAAUGUUCAUUGUACACAUUUCUAAGCCUGGAUUUUAUAGCUGCAUCCUCCCCUGCUAGGAGACCAGCAGCCUGUAUCAUUAAGUGUGUACUGCUAACCAAACACUAAUGGUGCGUGUUUCCGACUUCCAAAAUGCACAAAUAAAUGAGAAAAUAUGCAUAUUGCUACUAGGCUGAGCUACACCUCAUAGCAGGGAGCUUGCAACCCACCUUGUAAGAGAGAAAAAAUAAUUAAUGAAGUGGCUUGAUUACAAAGACCAGGAACCAAAGUGCCCCAAAGAGCAAGAUACGCAUCGCCUUGUGUUUUACAUUUGCCUGUAACCAUCCUUUAAUCCUUUCCUGAGCACGGAGAGAGAAAGAGAGCAAGAACACAACAAGGAAGCAGGAAAUUUAGAAGCUUGGAGAAUGCAAAUCUUGGUUAUAAGGUAUCUGAGACACCUUUUUGCAUGGAGGAUUGUUUAAUGGUAGGAUGGAGACUCCAGCUCUUGAUUUUCUUCUAAGUAAAGAAGACCAUAUCAAAAAACCCUCACUGUAAAAUAGAUUCCUCCUUUGUGGGAAGAACUGACAGGACUCUGAAUGUUUCGCAAAACUCCUAGGGCAAAAGGCAGAACAUCGCUACUCAGAAAAUAUAAGUGUAUUUUUAUUAAAAAAAAAUUAAAUAUCUAUUUUUCAAUCUAUUUCCUUGAAAAAGAAAACAGCAAUCCCGGUAUUAAUUUUGGCCAAGUAAUAUCUGUGCUUUUGGUUUGUACAUUUGUGAUGCUGUGUAUCACAUUUUGUUAGCCUGAUACAUUAAAUAAGAAAUCAGUUGUAGUCUGCCCAGGAGACUGACGAAGAUUCAGCAUUUAAGUUAGAAAGAAUAAACCUUUUUUUGUUUAGUUUUUUUAUUCAACAGCUGACAAAACUUCUUUUGCCCAAGGAGCACCCCAGCUAACAUCAUCAGGAGCAAUGUGGCAUUAAGUCCAGCACUUUAUCUCUUUGUUUUUAAAGAGCAUCAAUUUCAUUGAGGCCUGAUCUCUAAACAGGUCUGAUCAACGCAACACAACCCUGGGUUACAAUUCGCCACUGCUGAUAACCCCACACAGGCAAAAUGAACCAGCUCACCUUCUAGCAGAGUCGUACAAGCACAUGAUUUCCUCAGGGAACACUUCUGGAGAAGCUCAAUCGUACCAACACCUCCAAUCACCUCUGCACUGCAUGUUAUCCCUAAGCAGUGUCUUAAAAGCAUCAUCCGUAUUCUCAAAUCUUCCCCCAACAAUCAUUGAACCAUCCAUACGUUUCCUCAGUUCUUACUGUUUUUGACUCAGUGCUUUCACCUCACACCUAAAGCACCUGGACACCAAAAAUACCAAUUGCAUCAAGGUAGGGCGUGCAGCCGACAGCCCCUGAGACGCCAGAGCGUUACCUGUUCACUCUGGCAUUUCAGGUCCAAGACUGCUUUUCGGUCCAGAAGAUGAUGCAGCCAACCACAAGAUACAGCGUUUCGGCCCAUUCCAAUGUAGCAGGCAGAGAAACCUCCACAAAAGCAAUCCCACCAUAACCGCUUCAGCAAUAAAGCAGUUCCGUGUGCUUUCUGCUACGCCUAAUCUCUUAUCAUGGACUUAUAUAUAGCUUUUCCUUAACUCCUGCACAUCUGAGGUUUAUUUUGUCAGAGCUGGGUUCACAAACAUCUUGGACGGGAUUGGUUUGUUUGAUGCUGAACUCCUACGCCGUUGCCUUGAAAAGGAAGUGCAUGUAAGCAACUGCUGUUACUGGAUUAUCAACUCAUCAACCACAAUGCUCAGCAUACUGAGCUUAUAUUUUGCCAUUACAGAUGAAGACAAUGUUUUAUACUUUAAUAUCUCCAUUUAUUAAACAGGAAGUCCUUCACAAAUGAUUCCAUACUAGAUUGAUCAAGAUAAGUGUUAGAAAACUACCAUUUUCCCUACAUAAAAAAAUACAGACUUUUACCACUAUGAAGACACGAAGAGUACCAUGAAAAUCCAGAGAGCUCAAACCUUCAAAUAUCAGGAAGAAAAAGACAGAAAGACAACUAAUUAAAAAAAAUUUACAAAAAGUAUUGUGCCCAUAUACAAAAGAUCGGAACAGCAAAAUGACAUUUAAAACCGAUAAAUACACCAUUUAAAUUAUGCAAUAUCAGUAUGGAUUUUAUAAACAAGACUGCUUUCUGUAUUGCAAGACAUUACAAUUCCUCAGAUUGUGGUUUUUUUUGUUUAGCAUAAAAACCAACAGAAAAGAAGCACACAUUGAAAACUCAUUACUGGUGUAAAAAUGAAUUGGAGGUUAUGUUUUCUUGUGUAUCGACCUUGCCUUUGAAACUGGUCAAGGAUUAACAACGUGGCUCACACAUAUCUGGAAAAUGCCACACUUACACGUGUAAUCUACAGCUCCCGAUGCCGAGGGGACAGUGACAGGUACUGCACCAGAAAGCGUCUGUGCUAUCAGCUGGGCCCCUGCGCAGCACGAGAACUUCAACAACACUUACCAAAAACAUUUGAAAUUCCUUCAAGGCCGUAAAUUGUCUCUACAUGAACGUGUACUGACUGGUGAUAUUGUUCAAUCCUUGAUCAGGAUUUGGUGAUAAACAGGUACCUGAUCUGCAGUCUCCUAAGUCAAUGGGGAACUUUGCCUGAGUAAGGACAACAGAGUCAGGAUCGGCAUUUGCACAGAGUACGCUUGGAAGAUUUUCCUUGGCAAAACAUUACAGUUUUUCUUAC